Molecule: messenger RNA, 348 nt
Organism: Enterobius vermicularis (human pinworm)
Lineage: Eukaryota; Metazoa; Nematoda; Chromadorea; Rhabditida; Oxyuridae
Source: the annotation of a GenBank genome assembly
AUGAGUUUUGAAAAGUUAAAAGACAAAAGUGGAAGAGGCUUCUGUUGUACUUCAUUAAAAUCUAAAUAUGCGCUUUCUGACCAAAGGUCAAAGGAAUGCUGUAAAUGCUUUGAAAAUGUCAACGAUGAGAGGCAGAUGAAGAAGCUGUGUGCGAGAGUCCUCGUGGAUGCAGCUUGUCAAACAGACGCAGUCGAGGAGGAGGUAAGGUCCCCCAAUGCUGUCAGAACACGAGACCUAGGCUGCCAGGCUAAUGUACCACCGGAACGGGUCUGCCUCAGCAACAUAUCAUCCUCGGUACCGGAUACAAAGGCUGCUAAAAGUAAGAAAAAUGACGUAGAAAAAUGUUGA